AUGGCGUCUAUGGCUGCUGCAACUGGAGUUCUUAAGGUACCACCUCCUGCUGCUGCUGCUGCUUCGAGUGAGGCGGUUCCCACGAGGAACCUUUCUUUCUCCUCCUCUUUAAGUUUAUCCAACGUGAAGGUAUCUCUCAGAUCCACCCGUGUGAGAAACUCGAUGAUCGUGUCUCCUAAGGCCGUCUCUGAUUCUCAAAACUCCCAGACUUGUCUUGAUCCUGAUGCGAGCAGUAGUGUGUUAGGGAUCAUCUUAGGAGGUGGUGCUGGAACUCGUCUCUACCCUCUCACCAAAAAGAGAGCCAAACCUGCUGUUCCUCUCGGUGCUAACUAUAGACUCAUCGAUAUCCCCGUCAGCAACUGUCUCAACAGCAACAUCAACAAGAUCUACGUCCUUACACAGUUCAAUUCCGCCUCACUAAAUCGCCACUUGUCACGAGCUUAUGCUACUAACAUGGGAGGUUACAAGAACGAAGGAUUUGUUGAAGUCCUUGCUGCUCAACAGAGUCCUGAAAACCCCAACUGGUUUCAGGGGACGGCUGAUGCGGUGAGGCAAUACUUGUGGUUGUUUGAGGAGCAUAAUGUUCUUGAGUAUUUGAUUCUUGCUGGUGAUCAUUUGUAUCGGAUGGAUUAUGAGAAGUUUAUUCAAGCACAUAGGGAGACUGAUGCUGAUAUCACGGUGGCUGCGUUACCAAUGGAUGAGGAACGAGCUACUGCUUUUGGGUUAAUGAAGAUUGAUGAGGAAGGACGUAUUGUUGAAUUUGCCGAAAAACCAAAAGGGGAGCAACUUAAGGCCAUGAAGGUUGAUACAACAAUUCUAGGUCUUGAUGAUAAGAGAGCCAAGGAGAUGCCUUACAUUGCGAGUAUGGGUAUUUAUGUUGUUAGCAAAGAUGUAAUGCUUGAACUACUACGAAACAAGUUUCCUGGAGCUAAUGACUUUGGAAGCGAAGUUAUUCCUGGUGCCACUUCCCUUGGACUGAGGGUGCAAGCUUACCUAUAUGAUGGCUACUGGGAAGACAUCGGUACUAUAGAGGCAUUCUAUAACGCAAAUCUCGGAAUCACCAAAAAACCGGUUCCUGAUUUUAGUUUCUAUGAUCGUUCUGCUCCGAUCUACACACAGCCACGUUAUUUACCACCGUCUAAGAUGCUCGAUGCUGAUGUCACAGACAGUGUCAUCGGAGAAGGCUGCGUCAUCAAGAACUGCAAAAUACAUCACUCUGUGGUUGGACUCCGUUCCUGCAUAUCAGAAGGUGCUAUUAUUGAAGAUUCAUUACUAAUGGGAGCUGACUAUUACGAGACUGCUUCGGAAAAGAGCCUCCUAACGGCGAAAGGAAGUGUACCCAUAGGUAUCGGGAAAAACUCACACAUCAGAAGAGCCAUCAUUGACAAAAACGCACGUAUCGGUGACAACGUCAAGAUCAUAAACAGCGACAAUGUGCAAGAGGCAGCGAGAGAGACUGAUGGAUAUUUCAUAAAGAGUGGUAUUGUUACCGUUAUCAAGGACGCCUUAAUCCCAACCGGCACUCUUAUCUAA
Eruca vesicaria subsp. sativa (arugula) is the source of this 1533-nucleotide messenger RNA. Lineage: Eukaryota; Viridiplantae; Streptophyta; Magnoliopsida; Brassicales; Brassicaceae. The record is from the annotation of a GenBank genome assembly.